This is a messenger RNA of Hibiscus syriacus, 2600 nucleotides long. RefSeq lists its product as uncharacterized. The record is from RefSeq and is a predicted model, not a curated record. Lineage: Eukaryota; Viridiplantae; Streptophyta; Magnoliopsida; Malvales; Malvaceae. The coding region runs from base 18 to 2600 and encodes 860 amino acids. The transcript has a single exon. Gene Ontology annotation, cellular component: intracellular membrane-bounded organelle.
UCUUCUUUGAUGCUACAAUGUCUAUGAGACCUUCAAUCAUGAUGCACAUUAGUAAACUCACACUCUUGUUUCUGUUCAUUACUUUUUCAGCAAAAUCUGCUGAGAAUGAGAGUGAAGUCUCUUAUUUUGAUCACUGCUCUUCUGUUGUUCCUGAAUCUGUCCCCAACUCUGAAUCUUACAAUGAUAGUUUUGGAGCAUUUGAUGGAUAUGGCCCUGGUUAUUACAUUGGUGGAAAUGGAAUUCUCAACCAGAAGAUCACCGGAAUCUCGAAUCAGUUCUCGUUCGAGACCGGAUAUGCGUCUAGAACCGUUGCAGAUGGCGUGUGGAAGAUUAAAGGAAUCCUUACAUUUCAUGGAUCAUAUGAUCCUGUACUGUUAAGUCCAUUUCAUUUGAAUCUCCAUGGAUUCUGGUCUGAAUUCUCUGGGAAUCUAUGUAUGGUGGGAACAGGCCCUGCUUACUCUAAAGAAGGUAAUUUGCUUACUCCUUCAGCAGUUUUUAAGCUUAGAGAUCUCAGGAAUUCAAGUAACAUCACUGCUUUGAUUACCGGAACGUUAGACAGUCUAAGUUCUAGUGAUGGGGUGGACUACUUUGAACCGAUUUCCAUGAUCAUGUUUCCGGUGUCGAAUUACGAGUACGCUUUCGAUUCGAGAGAAUUUGAAGAUGAGUUUUCUACUGAAAGUGAUGCCUUGAUGAGUUUUCCAUCCAGUGAACUUCCAAGUAGAAGUUUUUGCUCAAUGAUGUUGGGAAAUGUAAAUGAAUUUGAGUUGCAGUAUACAAGUGACUGCACUUCUGGGAAGCAAAAUUGCCUUCCGGUUGUUUGGUUGAAUGGCUAUUCACCUCGUUUUCUGUCGUUUUCGAGCAUUAGAUGUUCAGAGGUCGAAAAGAGAGUUCGGGUUUUGGUCGAAUUUAGAAACACUAGCCAUGUUGGAAAAUACCCUUCUUUCAAUCCAUACACAACGUUGAUCGGAGAAGGAACAUGGGAUGAUAAGAAAAACCGGCUGUUCGUUUUCGUUUGUCGGAUUUUAGACAUCAGAGAAUCAUGGUCUAAUGCUCAUGUCGGUGAUUGCACAACAAGGUUGAGCUUCAGGUUCUCUGCAGUUUUGUCUAUUCAAGAUACUAGCAGCACCAGGGGGCAAAUUUGGACCACGAAAACUGCGAACGAUUCUGGUUACUUCAAUCGCAUCGCGUUCCGAAGUACUGGGAAUCCUAUACAGGGAGUUCCUGGUUUGAAGUAUGAAUACACGGAGUUUAACAGAGUAAAGAAUCUAUGCCUGAGAAAUGUGCGACCAUUGAGAAACAAGGCACAAAGAUAUCCAAGUGGACAUUCCACAAAUAUGAAAUUCGACAUGUUGGUUACAAGUUCAGAGAGAAAACAUGGAUGGGGUUCGGCAAAUCCUCUCGAUAUCGAUGAUCAGUUGCCUGCAGCAAGGCUUAUCAAUGUUAGCUACGAAGUGAGCAUCACAUUAGAAACUCCUAGAGAAGAUGAUAAUGGAGUUUAUUUUGCUUAUAUUGAACAGAAACUGGAGAUUACAGCUGAAGGGAUUUAUGAUUCUGAAACCGGGACAUUGUGUAUGGUUGGUUGCAGAAAAUCGGGAUCCGAAAAUCAAGUGUUGGACAAUGCUUUUAUGGAUUGUGAAAUUCUUUUGAACUUUCAAUUUGCUCCAUUGGAACCAAAUCAAAAUGAAGGAUAUAUCGUGGGAAGCAUCGAAAGCACACGGAAAAGUUCUGAUCUUCUUUACUUUCAUCGUCUAGAUGUGUCUUCAGCGACCUACAAAACUGAUCAACGAAAAUGUUUGAUUUGGACAAUGGACGUUGAGACUACAAAGGUUCUAUUAACUAACACACUAAUGUGCAUCUUUGUAGGAUUGCAGCUUUAUCAUGUGAAGAAGAACCCCAAAGUACUGCCCUCCAUUUCACUUGUUAUGCUUGUGAUUCUAAACUUGGGCCACACGGUUCCUCUUGUACUAGACUCCGAAACCUUGUGCUCACACAAAGUUUUGCCCCACAAUGGUGGAUUGAUCGGAUUAAACGAAGUGAUCGUGACAACAGUUAUGGUCGUCACUUUCCUACUACUAUUUCACCUUCUCCAAUUAACGGCCUCCGUUAGAUCGCACGACAGCAACCGGAAGACGUUGUGGUAUGCAGAAGAAAAAACCCUACUCGUGAUUGCAUUUCUAUAUGCUGACGGGGCCAAAUUCAUGCUGCUUACCGCCUGGGAGAAUCGCAGACCUCAUGUUGCGUUGCUCCUCUCGUCGUAUGGGCAACAUUCCAUCUGCAAUUACCUAAAAUCUUAUGCAGGUUCAAUCUUGGACAGUUUUCUUUUGCCUCAAGUACUUGUCAACAUGUUCUCUAACUCGAGACAGAAGGCUCUCAGCUGCUCGUUCCUUAUCGGGAUCACUUUCGUUCGAUUGGUUCCACAUGCAUACGAUCUUCAUUGCAAUCUCAGCAAUGUUUCAUUGAAUCCUGACCGUUCUGUCUCUGCUGCUUGGGAUGUUACUAUGUUGUGGGGGCUCCCUGUGCUUGCUGCAAUCAUUUUUGUUCAGCAAAAGUCUGGUGCUCAUUGCAUUCUUCCCUCUAGACAGUUGGACUUGGACAAUUAA